AUGCGAUCGCAUUGCAUGGAUUGCACACCACCCCAGAAGGAGACAGAGAGUUGUGCUGAAACGCCACCACCCAGCACCACCCAGCAACUACCGCGCCACCAACCAGACGCCGCCGCCUUCCAGACAUCGCCGCCGUACCACCCCCUCCCCUUCUUUCUUCUUCUUUCUUCCUCUCUUCUCCCCUCUCCACCACUGCCCUCCGCGACCACCACCCCACCACCACCGGCCAUCCAGCCGCACCUCCACCACUGCCCUCCGCGGCCACCACCCACCACCGCUGGCCAUCCAGCCGCACCCCUCCGCCACCAACCCGCAACCCCCUCCCUUCCUCUAUCAAUUACCCUAAAACCCUAUCCCCAUUCCCCCUCUUCCACUGCCCCCUCAGCCGCCACCGCGCUGCCGUACCCUGCCACUGCGCCGGAUGCUGCCGCAGCCACCACCCAGACGCUUUCUUACCCUGUUCUACUCCUCACGCCUACCAGGUUCCGAUGA
Molecule: messenger RNA, 492 nt
Organism: Arachis ipaensis
Lineage: Eukaryota; Viridiplantae; Streptophyta; Magnoliopsida; Fabales; Fabaceae
Source: RefSeq, a predicted model, not a curated record